Molecule: messenger RNA, 485 nt
Organism: Melanaphis sacchari
Lineage: Eukaryota; Metazoa; Arthropoda; Insecta; Hemiptera; Aphididae
Exons: 5
Coding region: 88-462 (124 amino acids)
Cellular component (GO): extracellular region
Molecular function (GO): hormone activity
Source: RefSeq, a predicted model, not a curated record
CAUCGACUUUUCUGCUCUUCUAUCAAAUACACCGAACUAACAUCAUCAAUAAUAGCGUUCACGGAACUCUUCUCUUCACAAAUAAAAAUGAAGUUAUACAUUAUCGCUAUUCUCAUGGUUGAAAUUGUUGUGGGGACAUCUGUAUUCAACAACGAAUAUUAUAUGAAUAAAAUUGAACAAUUUUGCGGUCAACGUUUAAUCAAUGAGCUGAACAUUCUGUGCAUGAGUAGAUACACCGAAACCACAGCUAGUAAAAGUCAAAGGCCAGAAAAGAGAAUCGUCGAUGUGUGUUGCAGUAAACCAUGUUCAAGAAAUUACAUGAAAACAAAUUUCUGUCUUCCCGAAACCGAAGAAUCGAUAAUAAUAGAUUCACCAAUAGUAAGUCCUAUAGAGGAAGUUGAUUACAUUGGUUAUUAUUUUGAACUUCUUGGACGUGUAUUAGAACCGAACAACAAGGAUUAACCAACUAGUAUACCUAUUUAUCG